Molecule: messenger RNA, 4546 nt
Organism: Cataglyphis hispanica
Lineage: Eukaryota; Metazoa; Arthropoda; Insecta; Hymenoptera; Formicidae
Product: zinc finger and SCAN domain-containing protein 12-like
Exons: 4
Coding region: 690-2231 (513 amino acids)
Biological process (GO): regulation of DNA-templated transcription
Molecular function (GO): RNA polymerase II cis-regulatory region sequence-specific DNA binding; DNA-binding transcription factor activity, RNA polymerase II-specific
Source: RefSeq, a predicted model, not a curated record
ACCACUCAGCGCACCAACCUGCUCCUACCCUGCAGCCGUCGAGGAAAUGACGCCGUUAUUACAUAUCUGCUUGCCAUCAGAUCCUUCCAUUUAAAUAAAAUAGAUUGAUAGCAUCGAUCUUUUUGAAUUUAUUAGAUACACGCAAGCAAUAAUGGCGGGACAACUUGUGUUGAGAGGAGGGUGGUUAGCAACCACUCUGCGCGAGCUGCGGAGGCUCCGGUUGUGUUCCUCCUACGCGUUCUUUCAUCCUCUCCCGCGAGACACACUCGUCACGCGUGUCGCACAUUGCCGCCACACGAACGGGACCACCACACGCACGGGGGAAUCGAGCGGGUACACGCUUCUGAGACGCGUGCUGAAGGCGAAGAAGACGACGAUGAUGACGAAGAGUGCCGCCGCGGCGGCAGCGGCAACGGAGGGCGAGGGAGGCUGCGCUACUAUAUGUAGCCCCGAAUCUUAGCCGGGGCAACUAUUGCGCCCGAAAUUGCCGAAGCGAACGCACAACCCCUCGACGUACACGCUAUCGAAUUGGAUUGUAAUCUUUCUUCCCGAUAUAUCGCGGUAUACUGGAUUUAUUUUUCUAUUGUCAUUGCAAAUAGUCGGUGCAACAAGUGUAUUAGUUUCUGUGUCUCGAAUUGAUAAGUAUGGCUUGUGUGCAUUGAAAGGAAAAAUCGAGGAAAACGAGAAAAAUGCCGCGGGCAUUUCUGAUUACGCAUCGUAGAUACAACGGUGUUGAAGAAGAGAUCAGAGAAUCUGAAAGAGAUUUCAGUCCCGAAAGAAGCGUGAGACUGGCCGAUUACAGCGGCGGUCAGCCGACUUCUGAUGGCGCUAGCGAGUGCGGCAGCGAGACAUCGUCCGAAUGUCCUGAAGAGUUGUACAAUCUGACAAAACUGGCGGAAGUGAGUCUAGCGGCAGCGGCGGGCACUCUGAUUCACCACAACAAUGUCAUCUAUCAGCGAUCGGUGUCGCCCAGAAUCGUACAGUAUUCUGCAGAGAAGAGCAGGACCCGAUCUACUGUUCAGAUAAUGGGAAACCAGGACCAAGUCUUGGGCGAACGGACGAGACUCUUCUUCGAGCGGACCGAGAAGGAGAUUCUAGAGGGUCGACCCGAGGAGAACACCGCCCUGGAAAUUCGUCUUUCGCCGCGACACCCUUCCUGCUCCUCGCAGGAAGAGUCGAACUUCUCGAAAGGGCCGAUCGUUUCUAGCGUUAGUGUUGCUUCUUCGCCGGUAUCGUUAUCUUUGACCGUGUCCCAAGAUCGAAGAAUGAUUACCGCGGAGCCCAAGGCGGAAGAGAACGAGGAUCAUGAAUGUCCCGAUUGCGGCAAGAAAUAUUCGACUUCGUCGAAUCUGGCUAGACAUCGUCAAACACACAGGUCGCUAGGCGAUAAGAAGGCCAGGAGGUGCCCGCACUGCGAUAAAGUCUACGUCAGCAUGCCGGCAUUCAGCAUGCACGUGAGGACCCACAAUCAAGGAUGCAAGUGCCAUUAUUGCGGCAAGUGCUUCUCUAGGCCGUGGCUGCUGCAGGGACACAUACGCACGCAUACAGGUGAAAAGCCCUUUAAGUGUACCAUUUGCAACAAAGCUUUUGCCGACAAAUCGAACUUACGGGCUCACAUACAAACACACUCGAAUACCAAACCUCAUGUGUGCGGUCGUUGCGGCAAGGCCUUUGCCCUAAAGUCUUACCUGUACAAGCACGAGGAAUCAUCCUGUAUGCGCGCCCAUCACCGAUCGUCCACAGAGAAAUCUGAUCAAAUCGAACAGCAGACGACAUCGCUAAUGAAAUCGAGUGCUCCAUUACUAUCGUCCUUGAGCAGAUCGCAGACGACAUCGUGUGGCAUUAUGGCGUCGCCCACCAGCGUUAUAGUUCCUCGAUUAGGACUCGACCGAGAUCAGAAAGGCUCAUCGUCGGCGUUCUCCGCGAUCAUCAGGCACACCAGGUCGAUGGACGCAGCGAUACCGUCGAAGCGAUUCUGCAGAGAAAAAACGCCCUGUCCGAACGAUUCGAACGAGGAGAAGCGGAGUCCCGAUUCGGCGACGAAGGAUUCGGAAUACAUAUCCAGGAUGGUUAUCAGAACGUCGGUGAUAUCUCCCAAUCCGGAGCAUUUGCAUCUGCGUUUCGAAAAUGAUAUUAAGAGUUCUUCGACUACGUUCGAUUACCCUGAUCGGACAAGAUCCUCAGCCUUCUCAAGACCAGCCGGGAUGACUUUAAACUUGGCUAUUGCUUAAAAUUAAUCGACACCUACAAUUAGAUCGAAUCAAUUCGAGUUAAGAAGAUUCAGAUUUGAUUUUAUGUUCUACUUUCGUAGAAAAUUCCACAAUAGAAAAUUCUCUUAAAUUUACUCAAUUAGAAAUUUACAGGAAUUCCAGAAUAUCCUAUGUAAAAAGGGAUUUCAGAUCUUGACUUUCUGUGAAAAAUUAAAGCAGAGGGUUCAAAAAUAUUUUAAAUCAUUUAUUAAAAUUUUUACUUUAAUAUAAUCAUAAAAUUCAUAAUUGUUUCUUAUGAAACUAUAAUGAAAGGAUUUAAUUAAGAAAUUGACAAAGAAGAUUUGCGUUAUUUGAUUUAGAAGAGCGAUUGUACAAGAUGUCCCAAAACUACCGACAUUUCUAUUAAUCAGUUUUAAAUAAGCAAUUUAGAGAAUCUUUUCUCAUCUAAAUAUAUUCGAAAUAUAAUGUUAUUUUUUCAUCGUAUAUAUAAUUGCUGAUGACAAUUUCGUAAUUGUUGGACAUGCUCAUACUUUCGCAGAUGUUAUCAGAGAUUGUCCUGUACGUCAGCCUUCUUUCAUUGCGAUCAAAUGAAGAAUUAUUUCUAUAAUUUGUAUUAUUGAAUUAUUUCGAUAAUUUGUAUAUGCUGAUUAUUUCUAAUAAUUUCCAAGAAACUAAACAAAGUUGCGAAUUAUUAACGAAACAACUGAGUAUUGCGUGACAGAUACUAUUCCAAGCAUCUUCCAAAAAUUAGGGACCAUCUAGUAAUUAGUCAUAAUGUUAAAUCUAUAAGCUGUUAAUUUAGAGAUUUGUUGAUAUAAAACCGUGCCUUAUAAAUAUCGGAUCAUGUUCUUCAGUGUAUAAUUCGACACAGUGACAUAAUUCUGAUAGGAUUGGUAUACGCGGAUGAGAAUACUUGAAAAGACAUUUUUGAGGCAUAAUACCCUGAUGAGAGGUUUUGUUAAACGACAAAUUUGUGAACUUAUCUAUUUAAAGACUACUACUAGUUAUCGCAUAAUAUUAAGCAAUUAAAAUUAAUUAUCGAUACGCGGACAGAAUUGCAGUGCCUUCGGGUUAUUAUUUUAGAAUUAAAUGACAAAGAGGCUCUUCGAGGCAGCUAUCGACUUUGAAAGAUGUAAAUACGUAUAAUUGACAAGUUUCCAAAAUAUAAUGAAUAUACAACGAAUGCGCUAGAAUAUAGUGUAGCCGAAUAUAGUGUAGCGGAGUUACAUUUGCGGUCAUUAAAUGUCGAAAGAAACGAUGCAGUAUCCGAUGCAAAAUCGUGAUUGUGUCGAAAAAAUUUAGAAUACAUUAAAAUGCAGAUGUUGAAAUGUUCUUAAAAGAAUGGGCGCGUGUAUCUGUGAUUUGAAAAUUGUGCAACCGGUUGCGAAAAGCAAAAAGCCGGCUCCAAACAAUGCGAAAAUUUCAAUCUUUCAAAAAAUAUAAAAAUGAAAUAUAAUAUUUUACAUAUUUUAUAUCAUAAAAAUGAGUUUAAAUCCGAUGAUCGUUUAUUAGUGUAAUUUAUUAUUUGACAUAAUAAAUUUUUUUCUAUUACAUAUGAUUAGAAUAUCAUGUGUAACGCCAACAAACAAACAGUAUUCAAUCGAGCACAUUGUUUAGAGCCGUAGUGUAGGUUGUCUGUUCUUCAUCAGCAAAGUAAUUAUAGCGAUGAUAAAUAAGCCUUUUUCUUUCGUUUCUUGAUAUCAGAAAUUGGUAUCCAAUCAGAGUGUCGAACUAGUCGAAUCCGUUCCGUCAUUGCGAACGCAAUCUACCGUCGUGACAAAUCUCUCAAUUUUGUAAGUUUUUUUUCGCGAUCAUUUAUAUUGUCUAGAAAGAGAUCGAUAUGUUUCUUUUUCAAUGAUUCAACGGACGGCAAGAUUAUGCGGAUUAUGCAAAUGACGACGGUCUUAUAAUAAAGAUUUCAUAUAGAUAGUAAUAAUGUGUCACGUAACAAGAGACCGAUUGUGUCGCGUUUGCCGAAUAAUCUAUUCUAAAAAAUUGUAAUUGAUGAGCAAUUCGGAUGCGUCCUAGUCAUUUCAAUUCAAUAGAUAGACGUCUAUGGAUGAGAAAUCCUGAUUUAGUAUUAAGACGUAGUCAUGUUGACCGCACGUUGUAAAUAGCAUUCCCACUUUUAUGUAUUAGAAUUCGGAUGCAAGAGAGAUGGUAUAUAGUCGUUUUAGAUAGUUAGACUUAUUAUAUGCCUAUUGUACUGUACGUGCUAUUUGUAUACCGGAAUGCCUAUAUAAAAUAUUUAUCCACAUUUUUGUACGAAUUGUAAAAAUUUUGUCUUAUCGUAACGAAAUUAUAUACGAUAAUAUACGAAAUGAUAUACGUUUAAA